CAGUGACGUGUGAGGAGCUGCUGCAGUGUUAAAAAAACACCCCCCAAACCGCUAGUUUUUUAUUUUCUGGACGCAGAAAGAGCGACUUUCUUUCGUCCAUAUUGUUGAUGAUUUUGGGGGCGCAGAAGCAGCAGGAGUGGUGUUUUAUUUCCGGUGUUUGAGCUCGAAGGAAAAACUGCGACCUUCUCGGUGUUGUGUUUGUGUGUGCGCGCGCGCGUGCCUGCGCGUGCGUGUUUGUAAGUGCGUGUGCGCGCACUGGACCCCGCUAGCCUGUUAGCCGCUCUGUGAAAACAUCUCCGAACUAAACUUCGACUUCGUACCACUCUUUAAUUUUCUGUGAGGAAAAGAAAUUAAAAUGGGGCUGACCAUUUCCACCGUCUUCUCGAGGCUUUUCGGGAAAAAACAAAUGCGAAUUCUGAUGGUUGGCCUUGAUGCGGCCGGGAAAACGACAAUCCUUUACAAACUUAAACUUGGUGAAAUCGUCACGACAAUUCCAACUAUAGGCUUUAAUGUUGAAACCGUGGAGUACAAGAACAUUUGUUUCACUGUUUGGGAUGUGGGUGGCCAGGAUAAGAUCAGACCUCUAUGGAGGCACUACUUCCAGAACACACAGGGUCUCAUCUUUGUGGUAGAUAGCAAUGAUCGUGAGCGUGCACAGGAAGCUGCCGAAGAGCUGCAGAAGAUGCUUCAAGAGGAUGAGCUCAGAGAUGCAGUUUUGCUGGUGUUUGCAAACAAGCAAGAUUUGCCUAAUGCCAUGGCUAUCAGUGAACUGACAGACAAACUCGGCCUGCAGACGCUCAGGAGCAGAACUUGGUACGUUCAGGCGACCUGCGCCACUCAGGGAACAGGUUUGUAUGAAGGACUGGACUGGCUUUCUGAGCAGCUGAGCAAACGUUAAGCGACAUUAAUUGGCUCACGUGAAGGGGUGUUUUAACAACAGACCUGAUCACACAACUGACAGACAAUGGAUAUACUCAAGUAUAUAUUAGCUCAUGGCUAUCAAAUUUGCCACUGAGGCAACUUUUAAUUCCCCCCCCCCCCCGAAUUGGGUUGACUGAAUAAGUUAUUUUCAGUAAGGUGUGUGUAACUGUAUGCCUGUUUUAGUUUGAUUUGAAAUACACAAGAAUCUGAAGGUCAACGCAUCCUGUGAUGGGAAUGAGAACCUGUCCAAAGGCUUGUAUUUUGUCAAACAUGGGAACAUAUUUAUAUUUAUACAAACGUUUUUGCUCUCAUUCCAUUUGUAUGUAUCUAAAUUUUGCAUGCAUGUUAAUCUUAACAGCUUCCUUCAAUAAAUAAAUGACUUUAGAUCAAAUUACAGUAACACCCAUAUGUAUAAUUGAGAAACAGAUUAUGAUGUACUCCUGUGGUGGGUGGGUGCGUGAGGGAGAUUUGUUUUUGUAUGAAAGAUAAAUUUUGAGUUGAAUACCUGAUUUAUUUGGCCUUAAUACAUCCUACUAACUAUGAUGCCUGAGUGGACCAUCUUGCUAUAUAACCAGCAUUUAACUGCAUUUACACUUGCCUUAAAAAUGCUCGUUUCCUGCUUUGAGACUUUUCAUAUAAUCUUCACCUAAAUUGAAAAAUGACCAAAUGAGGUAUCAAGAUGUGCGUGUGAUUUAUAUAUAAAAAAAAAUCUCACGCACCUUCAAAGAAGUGCUUUGAUAUUCCCGUUAACAGUUUGAGCUGUCAUCUGCUAUCAUAUCAGCCCUCCCCCCCAUGGCUCAUUAAUAAUUCCUAUUAAAGACUGAAAUAAAAUGAUUGUGACUUAAAUAAA
This is a messenger RNA of Neoarius graeffei (lesser salmon catfish), 1771 nucleotides long. It is a transcript of the gene arf4a, whose product is annotated as ADP-ribosylation factor 4a. Bases 356 to 898 code for a protein of 180 amino acids. The record is from RefSeq and is a predicted model, not a curated record. Gene Ontology annotation, molecular function: GTPase activity; GTP binding. Lineage: Eukaryota; Metazoa; Chordata; Actinopteri; Siluriformes; Ariidae. Gene Ontology annotation, biological process: intracellular protein transport; vesicle-mediated transport. The transcript is spliced from 6 exons. Gene Ontology annotation, cellular component: cytoplasm; plasma membrane.